CAAAUCCAUGGAUCGGUAAUCCACGUUUUCGCGCCCCCGAUGUAUGCCAGUCCCCCCCUUUAUCGUUGCCCCUCAGGAUCCUGAACAACCGGGCGGCGUGCGCGCAGCAGCUGCACGAGUGGGGGGACGUGCUAGCCGACGCCACCGCCGUGCUGGAGCUGGAGCCGGGCAACUUCAAGGCGCUGCUGCGCCGGGCGUUCGCUGCCGAGGCUCUGGAGCAGUUCGACAGUGCCUUCGCCGAUGCGAAGGAGGCCCUGCUGCAGGAGCCAGGCCACCCGCAGGCCAGCGGCAUCCGCAAUCGUUGCCGCGACCUGGCGGCCGAGGCGGCCGAGGCGCGGGCGAGGCGGAGACUGAGGCCGGAGGCGAAAGAGAAGACGAUGGAUGAGUCCAUGGCGACGUUCCGCUAUGAUGACAUGGAGGUUCUCAGCAGGGGCUUCCCCUGGUCUUCAAGCGACUUCAUUUCGGGAGAGGAGGAGAACCUCGCUCUGCUCCUGGAGUUCGAGCGGGAGUUUGCCAGCCAGGUCCAUACAGGUCCGCCCCACUGGUGGGGUCUUGACGACGCCUUGGCGGAUCCAGAGAACCUCCGGAUGGCCAUGGACAUCCAGGUAGCCUACAUUAAGAAUUACCAGCUCGACCGCGCGGACGCGGUGGCACGCUACGCGCUGGCCGCGGCGAAGCAGAGGGGGCUGCCGUGGAACGUGAAGGCGCUGCAGGAUGCCGCGACCCUGCGGAUGAAGCAGGACAGGCAGGUCGAGGCCGCGGUGCUGCUGGAAGAGAUCAACGACCUUGUGCCGCCCCACCCGAUUCAUCACAAGAACCUGGGCACAUGCUACAAUUCCCUGAAGCAGCAUCAGCGCGCGCUGGAACACUUCCAGGAGGCCGUUCGGCUCAAGGACGGCGAGAUGGACCACAGCGACCGCUGGGACAUCGGCAUCGCCAAGAAGAACCUGAAGGAGUUCGACGAUGCCGCCCAGCUGCUCGUCGACGCCCUCGAGGGCUCCAGGAAGGACCGCGGCGACCCCGUCGAGCUCGCCAAGCUGCACGACUCGGUGGGCGGCUGCUACCUCGAGAUGGGCGAGCACUACCGCAAGGAGUGCCAGUACGCCAAUUGGGCGGAGCCGCACUUCCGGGAGUCGGAGCGCCUGUUCCGGGAGGCAGUCGGGACCGGCUCGCCGCUGUGGCAGGGCGCGGUGAAGCUGUUGUCGACCUCUCUGCGGCUGCAGGGAAAGUACGGCGAGGCUGUUCCGUGGCUCAGGGAGGGCAUCCGUGUCGAGGCGGAGAAAGACUCCAUCCACCCGACGCCGCUCCACGACAUGAUCGAAGACCUGAGCUGGCUGGCCGAGAGGGGCGCGCUGGAGAACCGGCCCCAGUACCACGAGCUGUUCGAGCGGGCGCUGCAGAAUCUGAAGCGCGCCGGCCGCGGCGGCGAUGGGAAUGCAGGGAUGGUCAUGCACAAGGUGGCGCGCUUCCUCAUGCUUUCGGGGCCCGAGUACAGGCCGUCCGCGCUGCUCUACUUGCAAGAGGCAUUGCAGCUGAUCCGCCAUCACGACGAGGAAGUGGACCUCUCUGGCCACUGUGCGCUCUUAGAGAUCGAGAUCCACUUCUGCGAAAUGCUUUUGAAGGACAAUAUGCUCGCCAUCUGCGAUGGCAAAUGCUGAGGGCUGCUAUUCAGACUGAUGCGGGCACAUCAGAUUUGUCGAGAGACCAGGGCGUUUCAAAGCAGCGUGGCACCCCAACAUACAAAUAAUCGCAUUUGCAGUGUAAACAAUAUGCUUGCAAACUUAUAUCAGAUGUUCAUACAUGCGACGUCGGUUUCGUGACGUAUUCGAGGGCAUGUAUUCUCGCAAUCUUCUCUAGCGCGGCAUUCCAGCUUGCGUAAAAACUGUCGCUUCUCCAGCGGAUUCAAAGCCUUCGAGUAAUUGCCACAAGCUGGAGGCCGUCACGUCGGACGGAUAUAUUCUUUUUGAGGCUCACGUAUUUCCGAGUGGUCUGAGACUGUGUCUUUGGAUGCGUAGCUGAAGUGGGCGAC
Molecule: messenger RNA, 2029 nt
Organism: Prorocentrum cordatum
Lineage: Eukaryota; Dinophyceae; Prorocentrales; Prorocentraceae
Source: the annotation of a GenBank genome assembly